UAAGUGUGCCCAAUACGAGCGAUAUGUACAAGUGGAGACCCUAUCAAGUCUUCGUUAUAGGUGACUACGGCUUCCAAAAUAUGUCAGAUUUUGGGGAGUAUGCUCAGAGGAUGCUCAAUAUGGUUACGCUGUUGACGAAGAUGUCCAAGUUCCGUUGUCCCUUGAAGCUCAAAGCUGUUGGGACAACCAUUCUUUCGUCGCAUGACCAGCAGCGACUUUUACCGCGCGAAAACGGUAAAGUCAUCGUUCCAGUUGACCCCAACCUGUUCUACUACUUCAACAUUUAUGCUGACGUGGCUGAUAUCGUGCUUGUACUUACAAGCGACGAACUGAGCGUCUCUGAUUACUACGGAUGGACUCCAACUCAGAACUACGCGUCUUUGUGCAUGGCAUAUAAGUUGCUUCUAAUGUGGGACGCACCAAAUAGUUACAGCUCGGUGGAGUUCAUUACCCGUCAUCUCAUUCAAAUGCUCGGGGCUCCUGAUUCAUCUUGCCUGGACAGAGUCGAUGAGUCAUGCUGCAGCGCUGUGGUUUCAGCGUAUAAGAAAGCUCUCUCUGGAUAUAACUAUGCAUGCUACAAUACGGAACUGACAUGCUGCCUUCCAAGAGUGGCUGAAGCGGUCGCCUUUGACAAGCGUGCGUUCUGUGACAUAUGGGUGAAACGACAAGGACUUCCCGGAUUCCAGCUGGAACCCAUUGUGCUGGAAGGCUCCUGCAAAAUUACAUGCGGUACGAGCGCCUACUCUUCAGUCAGCGUUACGGCAGUUUUGCCCGACGGGAUUCCGUGUGGACUUCAGGCAUUUGCUGGCUGUCCUGAUCCAGGGCUCAAGGUUUGCCAGAGCGGUGUGUGCAACACGGGAUUCUACGACAGGUUGCUUACCCUCCGUAGCAUAUGGGACCUUCCACUUCAAUCAAAGGAUGGCCCCCAGUGCACAUGAUUGAUAAACGCUCCAUGUGAGUACGUCAAUUGUGCGUAAUAAAAAUCAUUAUA
Ornithodoros turicata is the source of this 991-nucleotide messenger RNA. RefSeq lists its product as uncharacterized. The transcript has 10 exons. The coding region runs from base 24 to 938 and encodes 304 amino acids. NCBI's taxonomy places the organism in Eukaryota, Metazoa, Arthropoda, Arachnida, Ixodida, Argasidae. The record is from RefSeq and is a predicted model, not a curated record.